Molecule: messenger RNA, 981 nt
Organism: Dreissena polymorpha
Lineage: Eukaryota; Metazoa; Mollusca; Bivalvia; Myida; Dreissenidae
Exons: 7
Coding region: 52-981 (309 amino acids)
Source: RefSeq, a predicted model, not a curated record
CCGUGAAAGAUUAAUACAGUCAAAGGUCAAAGUUCUAUUUUAAUUAAGAUCAUGUACGCGAUAGUAUUUUGGGAGGAUUCGACGUUUACCGUCAUAUCUUUAACAAACAUUGUUUCACCGCGGAAAGAAAUCCACGAAUAUGCCGUAGGAGAGGCUGUGAAAGCAAAGUUUGGAGGAAAGCUGUACAGCGCUCACAUUUAUGAGUUAUCAGGACUACAAAUUGAUGUGCCUGUUGAGCCUCUGAAGACUGCUGAUGUAGGCCAGCCUGUUGAGCCUUUGAAGACUGCUGCUGUAGGCCAGCCUGUUGAGCAUUUGAAGAAUGCUGCUGUAGGUGAGCCAACAAAAAAACGUCCAAAGUCUUCAUGUGACUCGCCUAAGAACAACAGCAAGCAGACCAAAAAGCAAAAAAAGGCAAUAGAAGAAACAGUGGUCUCUGCAGCUCCUCUUUCUGAGGCCAUCUCAAAUCCAACACAAAACCCACUUGUUGAGCAAGCCAUGCUCAUAUUGCAGAAAAGGAGAGCACAAACCCAGUCACCCCAUCCAAUUGCUGCGCUUUCAACAAGCUGUUCGCCAACAAUCCAGACGCCUGCCAUGCAUGAGAGCCAGACGUACCAUGUGCUCCAGAAUCAGAACCAGACGCCUUUCCCAGUGAUUUCAUCUCCGCUGCCAAGCUGGUCUACUAGCUAUCAUGAAUACAGUGACCCCUCUCCACAGCAGUGGCAGUAUGAUGAACCAGUUAUCAACCAGCACGUCAGUGGAUCCUACCUGUCGAUGCUGAACAGCUCUUUCGAGACAGAGCAGACUGAAACUAGAUGCCAGGACUCCACUGUUGAAAGAUUGGAAAGACGCAUUGCUGAACUAGAAUCACAGGUGAAAGAUCUGCAGCAGGAGAGGCACACGACUUCGGUAACACCACCCAGAAUGCCCCAGAUUCCAAAAAGCUUGCAAAACUUCAGCAAUGUAAGAAAGUUUUGUUAUUAA